Molecule: messenger RNA, 5342 nt
Organism: Porites lobata
Lineage: Eukaryota; Metazoa; Cnidaria; Anthozoa; Scleractinia; Poritidae
Source: the annotation of a GenBank genome assembly
AUGAGAAAAGUGACCCUGAAUGCCAGCGUCUAUGUCAGACUGCAGAAAGAAAGACAGCUGGGCAAACAGAUUGCCCGCUACCCCGUCGUGCGGAGUGAAAUUCGCACGUUUUCCUUCGAUGGACGCACUACUCAGUGGGAACAAGACAAUGUGUUUGUGGGUCGAUUUCCUGACCGAGUGAUCGUCGGGUUAUUGCAUUCCAACACCUUCAAUGGAGACCUCACAAGAUACCCCUUUGCCUUUCAAAAGUUUGGGAUCACCCAAGUACGACAGACCUUGAAUGGAGAAGAAUACCCUUACAGAACCCUGCAACUGACUGGAGACCAAGCCUAUGAAGAUCUGCUGGGCUACGAUCGAUUUCUACAGGCCAUGGGUGCCUACAAUGAAGAUAAGAUCCCUAUGCUGCUGCCUGGUGAUUGGGGACAAGGCAAGAACUGCACGUUGUUCAUGUUCAACAAUGUGCCCAGUGGAAAAGCAGAUGACCCCCAGUAUCGCAACCCCCGUCAGUCGGGUAAUACGCGACUGAUUAUUGAUUUUGCCGCUGCAGUGGGUCAUAACAUCACCGUGUUGGUGUGGAGCGAGUAUGAAAACAUGUAUGAGAUCAAUCAUCUGGGAGGUAUAAAGUACAACAUCAACGGAUGAGGUUGCCUCAGAAGUCAAAAGACAUCGGUCAUGGAGUUUGUGGCGCUCAGUGAUACUGUGUUGCGGACCCUGGCCCUGGAGGACCCCGAAUUACGACGCGUGUUUCAUGGGGUGUACCCGGCCGACCAACUCCCCCGAUCCCCCGCCAUGAGUGUCCGUCAAGCCUACAUUGUCAACACCGAUCCAGCGGGAGAACCGGGACAGCAUUGGUUGGGCCUGUGGACGGAAAAGAACCAGUGCGAGAUCUUUGACAGUUAUGGGCUACCCCUGCACGUGUACACCAACCCGGAGUUGCACCAAUGGUGGGGUCGAUGGAAGUACCUGACGCGCAGUGACCAGACCCUGCAAGCCCUGGAUAGUCAAACCUGUGGCCAUUAUGCUUUAUUUUUCUUGAAAGCCCGUGCGCAAGGACGGUCCUAUCAAGAAUUUUUAAGUCAAUGGAGUUGCGACAAUUUAGUGUUGAAUGAUCAAAAAGUGGCCGAGCAGUUGAAACGGGUGAUUAAACAGGAAUUACAAGAUGAAGUCGAUGCCCGCCGACCUGAAGGGGGGUAAAAGAAUGUGAGCCGCCAGGCCUUUAUCACUUGUAAUCAUUGUGAGUGUUGACAUUAAAAAAAAACCAUAAAACCGACACGUUUUGUGCAUGAGUGGUCAUUGUAUCUCAUCAUGAUCACGCGAGCCGAUGUCCAGCGUGCGGUAGAUGCGUUCAUUGUCGAAGAAACCUUGUAUUGGUGGGAACACCCGAUCGAGCGGGUCAACACGGUCCAAGGCAUCGAUGCCUGGGAUGGGUAUCAUUGGUUAGUGGCUCGACAAUUGGCGCAAGACCAAGACUGGGUCUCCCUCAAGCACUAUAUGGACAGCAUGAACGAAACGUAUUUAAGAGAAACCAUGGAACGUUUGAUUCAGUCCGAGUCCCCCCGCUUAUAUCGCGAAUAUUGGACGGUAUGCCCAGACGACGACGACAGCGCGCCUCCACCCGUCGACCCCGCUUUCGCCAAAAUGGGCGAGGUAUCAUGAGCGUGUUGGCCAAAGCGUAUAAAAUUGGUGAUCAAUUGGGACGCGACAAACGGUAUAAACGCAUGGGUGCUAAAGGGGCCACCGGUCAUUAUCGACGUCACCCUCGACCGUGGGAAUCAUGAUCCGACAACCCAGCAGUGUGAUCAUCGCGGGCCCGUCGGGCAGUGGCAAGAGUGAAUUGGUGGAACAAUGGUUACGGUACCUGAACGUCUUUCAAGUCAAACCCCGCAAGAUUGUCUAUGCCUAUGAUCGUUGGCAACCCCGAUUCGAUCGUAUGCAAAAAAAGGAUGGGAUUCAGUUUCAUCGCGGGUUACCGGACCCCCGUCAUUUGACGCAAUGGUUUGGUCGGACGCGCGGCGGGGUGCUGGUCUUGGACGAUCUGAUGGAAGAAGGGGGACAAGACAAGCGCGUGUUGGAUUUGUUCACCAAAGAUUCGCAUCAUCGCAACAUCACGGUGCUGUAUUUGACGCAAGAUUUAUUCCCGCCUGGCAAAUUUUCCAAGACCAUCAAUCGCAACGCGCAUUACAUUGUGGCGUUCAAAAACCCCCGGGAUCAAACGGGUAUACGGACGAUUUUAUUACAAGCCUUUCCGGAUCGAUGGCGUCAAGUCUUGCGCCUAUUUAAACGCAUCACAUCCCGUCCCUUUGGCUAUUUGAUGUUGGAUGUACAUCCUGCGUCGGAUGAUCGCUACCGCCUGUGGAGUCAUUUAACGCCUCGAGAAGGCAAGGCGCAGGUCCACACCUUGCGUGCGGAUGUCCCUGCCGUUCGAAAACGAACUGCAACGAGAACUCGCCAGGGUCCGUCGACAAAGAGAAGGCGGACAACAUACUGAGUUAGCGUCUCGCAUGGACACACCGACCCUCUCGCCCGCGGGGGUAGGCUCCCCCUCGGUCCUCCGAGAUCUCAGCAGCAUGACGGACAUGGUGGCCGAAUUGUCUCGACCCGUGGAUCGUGCCCAAUUGGAGCAAGACAUUGACGAUUUUAAUUUGACUUAUCCAGUCAAUGUAGACGAUGCCUUGGAUGCGUUCACGUUACCGCCUGUGGCGGGCACUGGCACUGCCCCCACCACCACCACGGCACCGCCACCACCCCCCAUCACCACCACGGCCACUCAAACCCGUCCCACCACAUCGACCCGAACACGCCCCACCACGGCCACUCAAACCCGUCCCACCACAUCGACCCGAACACGCCCUGCCACCACCGCCACGACCACCACCGCACCUUCCCGCCCCUCCACUAGCCGCCGCAGCGCUGGGGCAGGGACCAGGACCACUACCUCCACGGUGACGACCCCCACUGGACGUCCCACCAUUGCUGCCAAACAACCGCGACGACGUCCCCGGGUGCCCUCCCCACCGUCCCCCGAUUCGUCCCCUCCGUCCGAUGAUGAGGAUGGCGAUGAUGACGAUGACGAUCGACGUCAAGGAUUAAGGCGACGGUUGGAUUUGCUCAAUGAAGAUGCUCAACAACGGGCUCGGGGCAGACGUAUUCGCAAUAUCACGCACACCAAUACCGUCACCACAGUCUACGAAGAUGGGGGAGGGCGACCUUCGGUGCGCCGCACAUCCACCCGAACCUCCAGUCCAAGUCCACCCAGACCACCACGUCGAGGACGAGGCCGUGGCCGAGCACGUGGACGGGGUCGAGCACGCGGACGGGGCCUACGCCCGUGAACAAAAAAGGAUAUAAAAACAGGGACCUCCCUUCCAUCGUCCCAAAAUGUGUGGCCGUUGUCGACACGCGAUGGCUCGGAAACGCAAACGCACCAGGACUCGACGUCGACCACGGCGUGUGACCCACAGUCAAGUAGGGGGUGUUGGAGUCGGCCUGCCUAUAGGGAUUCUCAAAGCCGGUUAUGGAAUCACCAAAGCCAUCGGGGAUCAUCAAACCAAGCGCGCCAUCAAAAUUGGCGAAAAACGUCGACGGGAAGUGGCCUCAGGCAAACGGAAAAAAUAUGCGGGGGAAUCGUUUAAUUGUUCGAUCAUGUGAAAAAAAACGUAUAAAAAGCAAGAGGUGUGUCCUCCGUCAGACAGGUCAUCAUGCACUGUGGUCCACGACGAAAACGUCGCCGAAAGCAACGUGGGGGGAUCAUUCCUCUACUUUUAAUAGCUGGUAAGGCCCUUGCGUCGGCUGCCAUAAGCAGUGCAGCCAAAUACGGGGUCAAGAAAGCCUUGGAAAAGCGUAAAAAGAAAAAAGUGGGCAAGAUCAGUGCAGCGCAAUGGGCAGCCAAUAAACGACGGGUCCAACGGAUGUUGAGUCGAACAGGCUUACCCCCGUUGCGGACUCUAGGAAUGGUAUAAAAGAAACAUCUGGUUGGACACAAGACACCAAUUGAGGAUGGUCCGUGGACCCAACGGUCGCCGACAUCGUUAUGUCCCUCGAAAACGACGCCGGCGACGUGGAUUACAACGCGGCGCUAAGCUACCGCUUUUGGCAAUGGCUCUCUCGCCUUUGUGGCUCAGGAAAUACAAACCCAGAGUCCGUAUUCGACGCCCGGACUAACCGACGUCGACCCCAACGAAAAGCCGUUACGUUUGCUUUGGAUUGGGACGACCAGUAUGAAGCGGCCUUGUGUUCACGGUGUCGAGAUCACAUGCAACGGCAUUAUCAUGGCGAAUUGUGUGGCAGGUGUGGCGCCAUUUUUACCAUAAAUAGACCUUGGUCAUUGCCUGAACUCAAGAUUCAUCAUGGCCUGGCGCAUGGAACGUCAAGCCCCGUUCUUAAAAAGUGUCUUACAAGAAGCCAAUCAACACAAACGCCAAGAAUUGUUGCGGAUGGCUAAUGCGGAUCAGAUCAAUGCCAUCAGUGAAUUGGUGAUGAACACUCUCCGUGGCACGGUACCCCGUUCUCGACAGACCAUCACAUUGCUCAAACCUCAUGCCCAGAGUUUACGCGCUAUGGCCAAACCCGCCCAUUCUGUCAAACGACGACGCGCCAUCAUGAUGGCUCAAAAAGGGGGUGCCCUCUGGCCGGAACUCUACCGAUGUUAUAAACGUUGCAUGCGCUAGACCAGACCCCUCAGUUGCACUAUGGAACCCGAGAUGGUGAGCACCACGGUGGACAACGCCCCGGCUUUUUUACAAUUACGAGACCAGUACAAACAAGAAUUGGUGGAAGAUACCCGUUUGACUAAAGCGGCCUAUUUAGCGGCCAAACAACAUGUGCUGCUGACCAGCGAGGCCCCCGAUGCUUGGAAACGGCCUCAACUCAAAGCCGUGAGCCGUCAAUUACGCCAUUGGACCAAAAAAGUGCGCCAACCGUUUGGAGCCGCAGCUGGAGGUGUGAGUGCCGCAGGAGCCACGACCCCGGGCGACGAUGAUUUUGAGGCGGGCCCGAUGCAAGCCUGGUUCACGCAAUUGGUCAAGGCCACCCAGGGUAUAAAACAAGGCACCCCGACUCGUGGACCCAGAAAACCACCUGUCCCACCUAAACCGAAGAUCACCCCCAGUGCCAAAAAGAAACUCCAGUUCACGACCCCGUUGAGUAGUGAAGAAUUGGCGCACGAGUUGCCCUUUUCCGAGCAGCCUGGAACAGCCCCUUGGGAAACCCCCAAAGAACGUGUGGACACCCUCAAGCAAUCAUUCAAGCGCGGGAUUCGCAAAAGAGCCACGGGUGUUGCCAAAAAGAAAGCUGCAGGUUGGGCCAAGAAAGCGUUGGAGUGGAAAUCGUGGAAAACCCCCUAA